Micromonas commoda is the source of this 405-nucleotide messenger RNA. RefSeq lists its product with no specific name. Bases 1 to 405 code for a protein of 134 amino acids. The transcript has a single exon. Lineage: Eukaryota; Viridiplantae; Chlorophyta; Mamiellophyceae; Mamiellales; Mamiellaceae. The record is from RefSeq and is a predicted model, not a curated record.
AUGGACGACUACCUCGCGGACGAUGAACGUAUCGGCAGGCUCAUCUGUGUCGCCAUCGACCCUGCUGGCAAACCCCUGACAUCCGUGCCGAACAAGUCGCGGGUCUGCACUUCCCCGCGACGCCUGUGGAAAGCGGGAAUCAUCACCCAGUGCACCAUCGUUCGGGGGAGGAAGGUCUACUUCGUCCACAAGGGUGAUUUCGCGGACUGGGAGACCGCGCACGAGGUGUUGGAGAGGAACGACAGGAAAGGAAUAGAGAACCCCCACUUCUCAGAUUACCUCGACAUCAUCAAACUCGAGAAGCUUGGACUGGUGAAGUACCUUGACGAGGAGGAAUGGCCCGGGUACUCGUCGCAGGAGAUGGGUACGACGAGACACACGGAGGGCGCGUGCGCCAUCUGCUGA